Messenger RNA from Danaus chrysippus (African queen), 612 nucleotides. The record is from the annotation of a GenBank genome assembly. NCBI's taxonomy places the organism in Eukaryota, Metazoa, Arthropoda, Insecta, Lepidoptera, Nymphalidae.
AUGAAAAAAAUUAAAGAAGGCUUGCAGUUUAUAAGGACGGGAGAAUCUAUAAGAAAAGCAUCAACAAGAGUUAAUGUACCGUUUGCUACACUUAAAAGGUAUUAUUGGAAGGCUAACAACUGUGAGUUACUUGAUGAAUUGUUACCCUCGGAGUUAGAACCUAACUAUCCGGUCAAUAAAAUAUUCACCGAUAGCCAAGAGAUUGCACUUAAAAACUAUUACUCGCAUUGUGCUCUUUUGUUUUAUGGAUUGACCCCCAAAGAAAGUCGAAAAGUAGCAUAUCAGUGUGCUAAAAUUAAUAAUUUAAAAAUGCCUGCCUCUUGGGAGACGAAGCAAAUGGCUGGCAAGGAUUGGUUAAUUUCAUUAAGACGCAGACAUAAUCGCACAUUAAAAAAGCCUGAACCAUGCAGCCUCAGUAGGGCAACAGCUUUCAAUCAAAGCAAUGUCGGGAAAUUUUACGACAAUUUAGAAGAUCUUAUUUCACGAAACAGUGCUUUCUCUGAUGGAACCAGAAUAUUUAAUCUGGACGAAACAUCUACGACGACGAUACAAAAACCACAAAAAGUGCUAGCCCCAAUAGGUCGAAAAGUCAUUGGUAAGGUGACUAGCUGA